AUGGAUGAGGAGUUUACUCUAAGGCGGCGCGAGAUCGGGGGGCACAAAGCCUUCGAGUCUUCCCAAAAGUUGCGGUUUAAGUUAACAUUAGUUGAGAUUUUGGUGCUUUUAUCUUCGACCGCCUAUCAAACAGUGCUUUUGGCCCUGCAAGAUCCGGUUUCAAUGUCAAUUAGAGCACUGGCUGUCUGUGAAUUGGUCUUAAGGGGUGAUUUAUGGGUGGAUAGCCAAAAGAUAUUGCAGGCCCGCGAGGCCUUUGUAUCACAGGACGAGUUUCACGACGAGAUUUACCAUAAAAUCAAAGGAUCAAGCAAAGGCCGUGAAGUCAAGAAGUGGCUGCUCUUGUUAAAUGGAGAGAGCUAUUCACUUAAGAAGGACAAGUACCAUAUAAGGGCGGCAAGAAAGCGCGUGGGCGCCAUGCUAAUUGCCAAGAACAUCUUUGCUAAACCGCCUAGUCGAAAGAAACAAAUAGCCGCUUUAUUCACUAGCCAUGGAGUUAUGCGCGGGGAAGAUGUACUAGUAAAGGGAGCCCGCGCUGAGAUUAUUGGGAUCUUGGUGAAGUUCCUAACCAAUGAGGUAGUUUAUGAAGAAGGGGAUGUCUUGCGACUCUCUGCCCUAGUUUGUGCUUUGGCUUACUGCUGUUUAAUUGAAGACGUCCUGCUGACUUUGUCCCCCGAGGCCGCAGAUACGGCCCAAAAGAAAGUAGCCGAGAUUUUGGGCAAGUAUAAGGCAGGCGUAGGAGUAGUGGCGAAUGACAAAGAGUGGUCGGUCUUUUGUGUGCUUCGGGAGUAUCUAAAACUAGGAACCUGGCUGUAA
Messenger RNA from Nematocida homosporus, 813 nucleotides. Its product is annotated as golgi phosphoprotein 3. The transcript has a single exon. Bases 1 to 813 code for a protein of 270 amino acids. Lineage: Eukaryota; Fungi; Microsporidia. Gene Ontology annotation, molecular function: phosphatidylinositol-4-phosphate binding. The record is from RefSeq and is a predicted model, not a curated record. Gene Ontology annotation, cellular component: cytosol; Golgi cisterna; trans-Golgi network. Gene Ontology annotation, biological process: retrograde vesicle-mediated transport, Golgi to endoplasmic reticulum; Golgi vesicle budding; Golgi to plasma membrane protein transport.